Molecule: messenger RNA, 16441 nt
Organism: Drosophila elegans
Lineage: Eukaryota; Metazoa; Arthropoda; Insecta; Diptera; Drosophilidae
Product: serine/arginine repetitive matrix protein 2
Exons: 16
Coding region: 17-15787 (5256 amino acids)
Biological process (GO): actin cytoskeleton organization
Cellular component (GO): microtubule organizing center; filamentous actin
Molecular function (GO): protein binding
Source: RefSeq, a predicted model, not a curated record
UUUUCAAUCAUCUGCCAUGGAGGUGGAAUGCGAUUUGGGUGAUAUACAAAAUGAGGAAUUGCUGAGGAAAAUGUGGCAGCAGUCCGAGGACAGUGAACGCAAGAAGCAGAUCCGAUCGCAUCUCUAUAAGCUGCGCGAGUCGCGACUUUGCAACCUCUAUAGACACGAAACAGACCCAAUGUCGGAGCCCAACGGAAACGGAAACGGACAUGGCAACGUGAACACGCUGGCCGGAUACGCAGGCAAGGAUCCGUUGGCCACCAGCCACGGGGAUGCCCUGCUGGACCAGAACUUCCAGAGCCUCAAGUCGAAGGAGGUUCGCGAUUCGACCAGUCCCACGCACGAGCUGCGAUUCCACUCGAUGACGCUCAGCCAGCCCAAUACAACCGGAUGGGAUGUGCAGACCUCCUCGGAGGUCAGUCCCGAUGGACGGGCCUAUCGCACCGAAACUCUCGCCAAAACAGAUGGCGUGGAGAAGCUCAAUGGUGGUGGCCUGGCCGAGUUCAAAGGUCGCAACGAGCAGCGCUCGAGUGCCUCGCACCAGGGCGAUGACAAGAACUUUGUGAAGCAGGCGUCGGAUAGCUCGAAGACCCAACUCCAAGAGACGGUGGUCUUUGGGGACGAGACCAGCGGUCGCACCGAGAUGAAGAUGAGCUCCACCUCCACCUCGUCCUCCUCCAAGGUGGUGUCCUCUUCGUCCACCGUGGAAUACGGUGAUGACCCGCGAUAUCUGCUGGAUAGCCAGGAGAAGAAACCUCAGCAGUCGCAGCACCAACGGGAUUGGGAGCAGGAUCAGAGGCGUCAGGAGCAGCGCAUCCAGGAGCAAAUGCAGCGACAGGAACAGCUGAUCCGCCAGGAGCAGCUGCAGCGUCAGGAGGAAUUCCAACGACAGGAGCAAAUCCAACGCCAGGAGCAAAUCCAGCGCCAGGAGGAACGAUUCUCGGAGAGCCGCGAGCAGAGCAACAGCACCCGAAAUGUCCAGACCCAGCAGCAUUACGAGGAGAACAAGCGCUAUGUGGAUAUGGACAAGGCCUCGCCGGAAUAUCAACGCCAUGUCCAACACCUGAUGGAGCAGCCCGGCGAGAUUAUCUCCAAUACGGUGGAGUAUCCCAAGCCGAAUGUCAAGAUGAUCACCACCGUUAAGCGUCUGCCGGACGGAACCAUUGUCAAAAAUAAACGCUACGAGACGGAGCAGCUUACUCCCAGCCAGGGUCAGACAACCCACAAGCAGACCAACAACCAAACCCACAACCAGACCCACAAUCAAACGCGCAAUCAAACCCACAACCAGCGACGUGCACAGGAUGUGCAGGAUAGUCAAGUGCGCGAUGUGGUGGACAAUGUGGAGCAGAAGCAUGUGACGGAGUCGCAGAGCUUCUCCUCGGUGAAGAAGUCCAGCCGUCGUUUCUCCACGGAGACCACUUCGGAAACCGUCGAGGAGUACGAUGAUCGUGGCCAACCCUUGUCCAGGGUGGUGCAGAAGGCACCGGCCCCCACACCCUCAUAUGCCCAGUCGCCGCCACACUCUCCACGUCAGUCACCGGCCAGUGACUUCAGUACCCACGGUUUCCCCUCGGUCCGUCCGAAUAAGCCCACCCAGGAGUAUGCCUCUCAGAGACCAGCCGCCGCUGGCGAAGAGGUGGUGGUGGUGCGUUCGGAGAAGAGCCGCCAGGUGAAACAGCAGACCAGUUCACAGCGCACCACCGAAACGGAGGUGCUGGGUGAUGAUUAUCAGCAGCCCCAGAGGUCUCCACAGAAGCUGAGGGAGGCGCCAUCACCUAGCUGGGAACAGCCCAGCACCCCGAGGCGUCAGCAGGUGGAUGAGGAUUUCAGCACCCAUGGUUUUCCCUCGGUGCGAACGACCAUCAACACCACAACAACUCGUCCUGAUCAACCCGACGGCGAGGUCUUGCACACUUCCAAGACGGUGAGUCGCAAUCAGAGCGCCAAUCGCAAGACGAACACGGAACGGAUCAUUGAGACGCAGGUGGAGCAUCCGCAUGCCCACUCCACUCCCAGAUCGGGAAGUCCGCGUCGAUCUCAGCCACGUGAGGAUUACGGAAGCCAGGGUGUGUCCUCGCCUCGUGGGCCAGCCGGCAAACCGAGUCACUCACGUCCCAGCACCACUGGAGGUAGCACAACCUCCAAGACCACCACCACCACCACUUCGGAGCCAUUGACGCGGCGUCAGUUGCAAAAAGAGCGCGAGGUGGAUGCCGCCCAUCGGGCUUUUGCCGCCUCGCUACGAAGCAGUUCGCCGGCGGACAGCACCACCUCGGUGGGCUCACACCACCAGACGCCGCGUUCGAGCGUCUCCUCGAAUCGUACCUUCCGCCGGGAGAUGCGUGAGGGAUCGCAUGACAGCCAGGCGCCAUCGGAAUCGAGCAGGAUUAGCUCGACCACUGUGACCAGACAUACGGGUGGCACCACCAGCAGCAGCAGCACCACCAAGACCAAGACCACCAGGCCGGUGAAGAGUCCCAGUGAGCCGAGGUCGCCCACGCCGAAAACAGGAGGAAAUGUGAUCACUACCACGACCACAACCACUAGCAGCACCAUCAAGUCCAGUCCCAGUCCAGCACCAACUUCACCCACUUCAGCACCAGCCAGUUCCGCACCACCAGAUAACAAGCUAUCACAGUAUACGUAUACUACCACUAAGCCCGGCGAUAUAUUCUCUCUGCCACCAACUACUCCUCCUACUAUUAACAACGAACCAACACUAACCUCCACCACCACCAAAACAACAACAACAACCACCACCUCCAACAACCAGAACCACCCGAAAAAAUCUGCAAACGAAACCGCUACCGCUACCGAUACCGCUACCGAUACCGCUACUGAUACCGAUACCGAUUCCCAGCCGAUCCGCAAGGUGAAGCUGAGCGCUAAUGAGGCAAUGGUGGUGGAAGAGGCACCCUGUGUGCGGCGUCAAUAUUACCAACUGGGAAACGAGGGGGAAAACCCCGAGACGAACGAGAGCUCAGGGACCCCUGCCGGCCAGAAACCCCAAACAAAGAGGAGGCCCCACGACGAACCGGAGCAUCAGCCUCAGCUGAGGCGUAGCUCCAAGUCGCCCAGUGUGGAGCCACGUCCGGUGCAGCGGGAAAUGACUUUCGAGGGUCGACGCAUCUCCCAGCCGGAGGAUCAGCUCUCGAUCGACGAGCUAAUCCUCAUCGAACAGAUGAGCGGAGCUCCGGGCUUGCCCACGCGGCCUGAGAAGCCAUCAGCUAGGGAUCAGAGUCCGCAGAAACCAUCACCUAGGGCUCAGAGUCCUGGAAAACCAUCAGCUAGGGCUCAGAGUCCCGAGAAGGGUCCUGGAUUGCCACAACCUAGGGCAACUCCCAGACAAAGUCCUGAAAAGGAGCAGCCAACCUUUAAGCAACCGGGUGAGGUAACGACUCCUAGCCAGUUUGAAAAGCAUUUGCCCCAGGGAAGUCCUGGGAAGACUCCUGGGUGGACUCAGCCCCAAGUUUCACCACGACAAAGUCCCGAAAAGCAGUUGCCUCAAGCGCAAAGUUCCGAGAAGGCUCCUGGUGUUGGCCAGCCCAGUGUUUCUCCACGUCAGACUCCCGAGAAGCAUAUACCCCGACUUACCCGUGUUUCACCCCGGGAAAGUCCUGAGAAGCAAUUGCCCCAGGAGAUUCCGGUGAAAUCCCGUCAAAGUCCGGAAAAGGAACUCUCCAGCCAACAGAAACGAGAGGAGGAGAUGUUCCGUAGCACCAUUACCACUACACAAAAACGAACAACCAACAAUUUAAACGAAGAAUUCAUAACGAACGAACGAGACACUCAGAAUCAGCCGAUCUAUGAAAAGAAACCGCAGACCACCGCAGGUAAAGAUGAACCGAUGCAAAAGAAGCCGCAGGAAACCAUUGAGAGUCCAGAUGGUGGAUUUAUCUCUAAAGCAACUGAAGUUGAGACCCAGCCCGAAGAAAAAGAGGCUCCUACUUAUCGCAAGAAGGGUUUGACUCGUCGUGAGACCUUCGAAGAUCGAUGCCGGCAAAUUUUGGGCAUGGAAGAAGAUGGCGAUACUCAGGGAACUUAUACUCAGCGCCCGAAUGACGAUCAGGAAACUGAGAAUGUUACACACACAACCAUAGAGACCAUCGAAGUAAAAAUUGAAGAUUGCCCUGAUGAUGAUGACGAUGAUACGCCCCGUCGCGUGACUGAGACAUUUGUGGUGCGUACACAACCGAAAAUAAAAGUGGAGGAGGAACUUCUCGUCGAUAUUACAGAGCCAGAGGGUGUGGAGAUUCUCACGACUCCCUCCAAAAAGGUACCCAAGGAAGGCGAUGGCCCUAAACAUCCAAAGGCGCAGGAGAUUCCUAGGAUUCCCAAGAAGGAGCAAGAGAUUCCUAGGAAUCCCAACAAGGAACAAGAAAUUCCCAGGACUCCAAAGAAGGAGCACACUCCUUCUUAUGUGAAUGAAGGAGAAACCCCCAGACAUCCCAAGGACCUAGAUAAGCCCAUGCACCCAAGGGAGCAAAACAGUCCUAGAUAUCCGACGGAUCCAGAAAAUGUUGGGUAUCCCAAGGAGAGCCCCAGGAAUCCCAAAGAGGAUGCCGAAACGAUUAACAUCAAUGAAGAAGCCACCAUUGUCAUAAGCAAACAAGGUUUCAAAUCUCCAACCUGGUCACCUUCUACCAAACGUAGGGCUCCAGAGAAGUCGCCUUCCCCUACUGCAUCACCAUCCCUGUCUCCUGCUUUUGGGAGAAAAACUCCAACCAAGCUAGAGUCGAGCUUUGUGACCGAGAAAAUAAUCGAUUGUCAAGAAAAAACUAUGGUUGAGAAAAUCAGGCAGAGGCCUCGAACUCCAAGUCCUACUACACCCAAAAAGGGCACGAAGCCAACCGAAAAGCUGCCUGAAAAGGAAACCGAAACCGAACCGGAACCCGAAAAGGAUUCUGAGCCCGAAACGAAGACAAAGACGACCGGUGUGUCCGUUACAAAAACUGAAACCGAACGCCGAAAUUCGCGCACCACUAAAACAAAGCAAACUGUAGCGUCCAAGGAGCCACAAUCCAAGCUUCCCGCUGCGAAGAGUCCUCGCAAGGAUUCGCUGACGGGUCGCAAGAGGGACAGUUUGGUGGAGGAGACACGAACUACCACAACUGCCACAACAGUUCGGCAGGUUCGUAAGCCCAACGACAUUAAUGGUUCACCCUCCAUUAAGGACCGUCUUCGUUCUUCGCCGCGCAAGCAAAAAACAUCUCCCCAGCAGACCCGAACACCCACUCCGGCACAAUCACGAAACCCAGAAGACGACGUCGAUGGAGACUCCACAUCUCCAGAUGCCAGUCCGUCGAGGGUUAGUAACGAACGUCGUCGUUCUAGCAAUAUUUCCGUGCACACGGAGAUCAUCAUAGAUCAUACGGCACCAAAAUCCCCGAGAACGGAAAGGCGACCUCAAAAUACCACUAAUAGCGCUCCCAGCCCAAUAAGAAAACUUCCAGUAACGGAGCGCAAGGAAUCGGCUCCCGUGCCACGAGUAACUCGACGCGAUAAAACCGAGAAGGUCACGCGCUCAACCAGCGAGAAUAUCAUUAAGAUGGGCGGUACUAAGCCUCAUCCCGAGAUGAGUAGCCUGAAGCCAGGUGGAGAAAGAACUCGACCCAGUAAAUGCUGCACUACCAAGACGAUCAAUUUGAGCGAGCAGCGAAUCAAUACAGCCACUGAUAUAGAGGGUGUGAUCAUUGACAUUCAACAGGCGAAGAGCUCUAGGGAACCAUCUCCGGAUAGGAUUAUACCAACGCCCGUGCCCGCUGAAGUGGAAACGGGAAAGCCACGUUAUCCGGAUGUGGUGCAGGAGCCCGAUGAUGAGCCCCGUCGCAAGCCACAGGUCACAAAUAUACCCAUUUUCGAGGAGGAAUCUCAAACCUAUGUGGGUUGUCAGAUCUCGGAGUUGCGGAGCUCAAAUGGGUUAGAGGUGGAUAUCCUGGACAAUCCCACAGUCGAGGCUCCCAAGAGCCUGGACUAUCCCGUUAAUACUCCCGAUACGGAUGAAAGUCUAUUGAGUGUGCACGAGAAGGUCUCCCGAUUCAUUCACACCGCCGAAAAGGUAAAGCAACCGCGAGCUUCUGCCCCAUUUAGCAGGGAGUUUGAUACGCACGCCAAGAUUCCUGAAAACGAUGAAUGCCUGCUAAGCAUUAACCAGAAGGUAGACAAGUUCCUGCGCACUGCCGAGAACGUAAUCAGGCCUUCUUCGCUAUCACCUCGACCGGAGAUUGAGCGCCCUGAUCUGGAGGAGAUCGAUGAAGAGCUUCUGCGGGACGAUUGCACCCUGAGCGUCUCCCAGAAAGUGCAUAAGUUCAUCGACACAGCCGAGAAGCUAGCACCUAGCAUGCCCCAGAAAUCACCACGCUUGGUGGCCAACAUUGAGCGCCAUAUCUCGCGUCAGAGCGAGCCAGAACGAGAGUUGGACGAGGAAUCAGAACCAGAGCUGGAUCGGGACUCAGAUGUAGAGGAUGGAGACCAAACCAGCCACCAGGAGACCGAAGAGGAGGUCAGUCAAACUGUGACCAAAAAGCAAACCAUAAGGGAAUUCAAACAGCAAACAAAGGAAACCAAGGAUACACGAAGGGAAUCCAAGGAAGAGCCGGAAAAGGGACCCAAAAGAGUGCCCCAAAAAGAACCCCAAAUGAGACUCAAAGAAGAGCCUGCCAAGGUACCCAAAUAUCAAGCAAAGCUACCACAAAAAGUGUCACAAUGGGAGCCUAAAAAGCAACCUCAAAAAGAGCCCAAGACGCCUCAAAAAGAUUCCCUUUGGGAACCCAAGAAGCAACCCCUAACUAAGCUCAAAGAUGAACCUGACAAGUUGACUAAAAAAGAACCUAAGGUGCCACAAAAGGAACCCCAAAUGAAGCUCAAAGAGGAACCUGAAACCAGUAAGGCUCCACAAAAGGAACCACGCAGGGAUACCCCAGAACAUUCCGAAGAAGAACCAGAAUUCUCUCCUGAGGAAGAAUUUGAUGAUGAGCCUCUCCCAAUGACCAAGACACAUACGACAGCCAUCGAACUUAAGCGUCAGAAAGAAAUCCUCAACCGUCCAUCGGUCUUUGGCCAACGCAAUCCAGAACGCAAGCCCAGCGCUACGCCGUCACCAAAUAAGGUGAAUGGAAAUCGCGGUCGUCCAAGUCCUAGCACCAGCUUGAUAACUGAAGAGAAAAGAUCGUACAAGAAUCAGGUGACCAAUGUGAACAAGCCGGGCUCUAGAAAAAACACUCCUUUGGCCAUUUCAACUGUCCACUCGCCGUCAAAUAAGACAACGAGCAUUUCCAAACGUAUGGAGCAAAUCAGUCAGCAGUCAUGGGUAGUCCAAGAUGUGGAUGUGGACGUAGAGGUGGUGGGACCGGCACCACCUUCUCACAUCAGCGAGAAGCCACAAGGAAAAAGCCCAUCCCCAACGUCAUCACGAUCGCCAUCGCGAUCUCCCUCCCGAUCGCCUAGUAGACGCACCUCUACCAAUUUGAGCACGACCACUACCACCACCACCACCACCACUGAGCACCGCCACCCGAACACCACCAAAUCAACCACUCCCAAACCGACUCCAACUAACCCUACCAAAGACGAACCCGAAAUCACACCCAUUGAAUCCGUUACAGAAAAAAGCAUCACCACCACUUACACGACGAACACCACUGGUCGAAAUACGGCUAGCCGCAGAAAUGUAUUUGAGCCAAUGCCAGCCCAGGAGACUCCAGUGGAUUCCGAGCCCACUGGACGACGUCCCUCGUACAUGGAUCACACGAAGAGCUCACUAGAGCACAUUCGACGCGAUUCGCUGGAGAUUAACAAGAGCCACUAUUCCAGAAAGUCCUCCGUGGAGGAUGAUUCUCCGGCAGAGCCACGCAAUCCCAACACAUCCGUAAAGUUCGAUGUGCCCAGGAAGACACCGUCGCGGGGUGGCGAAGAGCCAAGGAAGAGCUCCCUAAAAGGCAAAGAUGAGGACUCCGACUUGGAACUGGAGAUCGAGGAGAUCUUCGAUCUACAGCGACUGGAGAAACUCUUGGAAACAGUGGCAAGCUAUGAAAUGCGUCGUCGCAUUCGCGCCCAGAUGCGUCUCAUUCGCAAGAACAUGAUCAAUGCGGGUACGACAACCACCAUCACAACAAUAACCACUACCACAAGUCCCGGAAAAGGUUCUCCGCUACCCAAGAAACGCGAGCAGAGUCCUGUGGGCAGUCCUGAAGCAAAGACCACUGGCAGUAGCCUCAAGGAAGUGCGUACCACCACGAGUCGCCGUCGAGUGGAGCAGGUGGACAGCGCCACCACAGCCGCAGCAGGAAAAACCUCACCGCACGGCAAGCCGCCAGUAAAGCCAAGGGAAAGGAGUGCGAGUCCCGCCCAGAAACGGCGCAAUAGUCCACCGGGAAAGCAAUCUCCCGGAGAGAGAAGCACCACCACAACCACCAAGGUCACCACUAGUGGCACCACUCGCGGUGCUCCGAGCAAACUCGCUCAAGGACCCAUUUGGGCAGAUCGCUCUAAAGUGCUAAAGGGUCAUGCAACCGUUCCACAACAAACAAAUGGAAGUACUUCACGUAAAGGGUCCACCUCUAGCACCACUUCGAGCAGUGGAAGGAUUACUCGCACAUUGACCAGCUCCAGCACUACCACCACUAGCUCCAGUAGCACCACGAACGCACGCAACAAGCAGCGCGAAGAGGACUCGAUCACCUCCAGUUAUGGAGUGGGACCCACGGACGAGAACGGAUUGCCCCUAUUCGGAAUUCGGGCGCUUAAGAAGAAAGUCACGCCACCGGUAGAGGAACCAUGUGAGACCAAGCAAGAAAUCACAGGCUAUGUGAUCGAGGAACAGUUCUACUCGGAUAACAAGUCCCCGCCUCGUCACGAGCGCAAGGAGCUAAUCUACUCCAGCAAUGCUGACGAACUGGCUGCAAUUAAGCAGCAACUUCACGAUGAGGACGAUAGCUCACCUCCGGAAUUGGAUGCCCGUGUGGUGCGUGAGUUCAAAAAGGUGGUAGCGCAGCAAUCGCUACCGGAUGAUGCCAGAUAUGUGCGUCGAGGAUCGGUUAAGGAGCUCAGCGAGAAGUUCAUACGCAAAGAGUCCUCUUCAUCCACCCACUCGACCCAUUCGUCGACCGCCCAAUCCGUGAUGAGGCAUGAGGAUGAGACCGAGGAGGAUAGCGAGUCCAACGAAGUGUGCAGUGUGAUCGAGGCACCUCAGAUGCGUCAGAAUCAGAGCCACACCAGUAGUACCACUCGAUCGAGCAACACAAGAUCGUUCCUUAACAGCAGUGCCGAUCAGCGUCAGGUGACAAGUGUGGACGAUGUCCUCGAACGUAUGCGAAAUGCGGAUAAUGUGGAGGAGCCCGGAGAUACAAGCGAGGAUCGCGAGGCCCGUGCUCUGCUCAAUAAAUUCCUGGGCGCCAGUGUCAUUAUGCAGGGUGUGGAAAGCAUGCUGCCGCCCACUGCCACGGGACAGCGUCUAAACAGUCAAGGGGUAAAGCCCACGCGGAUAACCAACACGUACAGCAAAUCCGGCAAUAGCACCACCAACAAGGUCAGCAGCUCCUCAGCACCAGUUACACGCACAACUUGUGACAUCGAGGAGAUUUGGGACGAGCAAAUCCUCAAGCAAUUGCUGGAACAGGCGUCCACCUACGAGGAGCGUCGCAAAAUCCGUGCACGUCUACGCGAACUUAUGGCGGAACGCGAAGAGCAAAAGAAUUUGAAGCAGGCGCCGAAGCAGGAGAAGAAGGAGGAAGAGGAAAGCAGCGCCAGCGAGUAUGAGGAGAUCAUCGAGGAGGUGACCGACUACAGCGACGAGGAGGAGGAGGACGAGACGGCAGUGCCGGCAAAAAGCGAGGAUCCCAAAAAGGAGGUCACCAAAAAGGAGGUGACCAAAAAGGAGGUCACCAAACAGGCAGAGGUCAAACAGAGCGCUGUUCAAAAGGUUGAAAAGACGGAGACCAAGACCAAGACCACUACCAGCCAAGUCACCGAAAGUGUUAGCAAAAAGCUGGCCCAAGUGGAGCUGGCCAGCUCCUCGACCACAGACGGCGUUCAGGUGCAGCAGGGUGAGUCCCUGCCAGCGGCAACAACAGCAGCGAAAGCAGGAGGACCAGGCACCAGCAGCAGCAACAGCAGUAGCAUAGGUAGUAGGAAACCCAGUAGUCUUAGCAGUAGUCAGGUUAGCACAGUGGUUAGGGCCAGGGACAAAGCCAAGUCGGAUACAAUGCCAGUCACGGGAUCUGGAGCAGGAGCAGGAGCGGGAGCAGGAGCGGGAGCAGGAGCGGGAGCAGGAGCUGCAGCGGGAGCAGCCAGCAUAGCCAGCACAGCCAGCCGCUUGAGCGUGCCUUCGAAAGAGGAUUCUGGCACGGAAAGUGGUGAGGAUUUGCGUCUGCUAGCCGCCGGAUUGCGUGACACCUUGCAGCAGCGCAGUGGUAGCGAUGCCAGUGAAGCGAAUCGCAGCCUGGUCGAGGAAGUGACCGAUGCCCUCAGCCGCCUGGAGAGCAGCCUGAAACAGGGCAAGGAACUAGCCGUUGAUGGGGGCCAACGGCAGGCUCUGCUCGGCCUGGUGGCUCGCCUCCAGAGUGGACUCAGUGCGCCCGAGAAAUUGGCGGACGAUCAGCGGCGGGUGGGGGAGGAUCGCCAAAAUGACGCUGAUGCUGGCAGUCCGGAACCGGAAACGGAUAGCCGGCAGUCCCGAUUUGCCAAGCGACGCCAGCGCAACAGUCGUCACACCGUUGGCGUGAGUCGAGAGGAACUGGCGGAUGCGCGACGCUACAUGGAGGACAUGCUAAUCCUGGAGGGCAAGGACUUUGCCCUCACCAAGACCCCAAGUUCGAGUGCAGUGCCAGUGCAACUCUACCGACCCAAUCAAUUUGUGGCCCAACCUCCGCAGCAGCAGCAUCAGCAGUCAGUCAUUAUACCACCCAAUGUGGCCAAUGCGCCCGUAAAUCCCACCCAGAAUCAAUCUCAAUUGAGACCUAAUUCCAACACCAACCGACGUCCACUUUCCGGUGAUUAUGCCGUGAGCUUUGCCAGCUAUGAGGCGAACCAGAAUUCACAGAACUCAAGUCCGGAGGGCAACGGGAAUUCCCCCAGCAAUUCGCAAUCCAAUUCGAACUCCAGUUCGAAUUCCAGUCGAUUUGGUGGCGGCAAAAAACACUUGAUGAAGCGAGCCAACACCAUUGAUAUACCCAAGGCUAAGGCCAAGUACAUGGCGGACUGUGAUUCGGAUUCGGAUCUGGAGGAUGAUCAUGGUCCGCAUUUGGGUUUGAAAAGGGCGGUGCAGGUGAGCGUAAAGCGACGCGUUCACAACGCGGUGCCGCCGUUUGAGCCAAAAACCGAGAACGAUCACAAGUUUUUGGCCUUCAUCAACAAGCAGAGUCAUCAGACUGGCUUGGGUUGGGGUGGCGGCGGUGGACGAAGUGUCUCGAACUGGACCCACAAGUUUGGCAACAUCAAGCACACCUUUGAGACAGGGGCUGCGGCCACGGUGACCAAGGGUAAGCCGCCACCAGUGCCCGGUCAUGUGCCCGGAUGGGCCAAGCAGGAGCAGCUGCAUCAUCAGCAAUUGCAGCGAGAGCAAAUGCAGCGAGAGCAGAUGCAACGAGAACAGUAUGAGAGGGAGCAACGGCAGCGUGAGCAUAGGGAGCUAAGUCAGAGGGAUCUGAAGCAGAUACAGCGAGAGCAACAGCAACGGGAACAAUACCAGAGGGAGCAAGGCCAGCGAGACCAGAACCAACGAGAGCUCUCCAAGCGAGAACAAUUCCAGCGAGAGCAGCUCCAGCGUGAGCAACUCCAGCGCGAGCAGUUGCAGCGAGAGAAACUACAGCGCGAGCAACUGCAACGAGAACAACACCAGCGAGAGCAACUCCAGCGAGAGCAACUCCAGCGCGAGCAACUUCAACGAGAGCAACUGCAGCGCGAGCAAUUGCAACGCGAUCAACUCCAGCUCCAGCAGCAACAACAAGCUGCUGCCGCAGUGCAAAUCGAGCGGCAACGUCGCCAGGAAUUAGAACGACAGCUACGACUCGAACAGGAGGCGCGAUAUGAACGAGAGGAGCGAACUCGCCUUGAACGGGAAUACUACGAGCAGCAAUUGCAGCGACAACAGGCCGAAAGGCAACAGCAAUUGGACAGGCAACGCCAGCAACAGGAGCAACUGGAACGCCAGAGACGGCAGGAAAUGGAAUUGCGACUUCAGCAACAGCGUGAACAGGCCGCACAAGUCAACAACUUUAUACACGCUCCCCAGUCCGUCUUUCGUCCCAUCGAAAAUGAGCCGCAACCGCAGCCGGGUAUUUACAAGCCCGUUGCCCAGAAAUCACAACCCAAUCCGGCCAUUUGGAAGCCACCCACGCAACAGCCACCGCAAUCACAGCAACAUUUGCAGGCCAGAUCGGCCACGUCGUAUAGCAAUACACCAUCGCCAUCUUCAACGGCCACUUCACCCAUCGGUUUGCCCUGGGUGGCUAAGCCCAAGGUGGAUAACAGUGAUUUUCGACGGAAAGCGCACCAUUUCGAAGAAAGAUCUUUAAGGGAUAAUCUCGAGCAACAGCAGCAGCAACCAUCCUAUCCCAAUGGCAAUCCAGGUUAUCUACAGCGACACAAUUCCCUGCGUUCCAAGGCACCAGCGUUAAGUGAGUUCAAGAAGAGACCAUCGCUGCCAAAUGCCAUGGAACCGGAUACAGUUGCACCACCCAGACAGGUGUAUCAAGCUCCACCGCCACCCACAAAUAUAUCAUUUACGUACGCUGAUUUUCCGCCAGUGAGACGUCAACAAGGCGGCAAUGCUCACAACUACAGGAGUCAACCUUGCCUUACAAGUGCUGUGGAGCAGGCCGACGCGUUGACCAAUCCUCUGGCAGCGCCUCUUGUACUCACCAGCUCAAAUCCCACCUAUCUGCCCCCAGCUGGAAGCAGAAGAUUCGAUUUCAUAAGCAGUCCUAUCGAUGUGGACGUGGACAGUCCACCCAACAGCCCCACGAGCUUCAUGACCAUGCCCAAUCCCACUCUGAUGACGGAUAACACGGAUGAUGAUCUCGAUCUGGAUUCGGAUAACAACAUGCUAGAGUAUCGAGCCGAAACGAAGGUAAUGCGAAAGCCACGUAGUCAGACAGCUGUGAGAGUGGCGGACAGAAGAAACGCUCAUAUGAGUGAUGACGAGGUUUACGGUAAGAAUUCAAGGGCGGCCAAGUCCUUGCUGUACACGAUGAAACAGCUGGGAGGUGGUCCAGGUAAUCAACCUGUGGGCAAUAGCAACCAAAGAAGACAACCCUUGACGGCUCCCAGCUCGCCGAAAUCUGGUUGCCUUUCGCCCGAUGGUCGUCAGUACCAGGCACCUCUGGUGGAACCACUCUUCCCGCAAUUGAGCACAUUUGAAACCAAGCGACAGCCACAAUUUACCAAUUCACCAAUGUCCACAUCGCCUGCAGUCAGCAUGCCACAGAUAAAUUACCAAGCGAACCCCACCUAUACACCACCAAGAACCAAUCAGGAUGCCAACUCCUAUUUGGGUGAGACCCAUACCUCCUAUGUGGUCACCUAUCCCGUGGACGAUUCCGGCGAUGAACCCGAACAGGAAUCGAUGGCCAUGUCUGUGAGCCAGCGAUUGCGUCGCACUUCGGAGCACUCGAAUGCCAGUUCUUCGCUUUCAUUGGGCAGCACCAGUUGGACAGCGAAUCCGGUGCACCAUACAGUGCCCACGGUGGGUUCCAUGGGACCUCCAGUGGAUCGCAGCACCAAGCCGCAAAUGAGUCAGCAAACGGGACCAAAGAUGACUCAGCAGGCUCCCCAAAAGAAAUUGCCCCAGAUGCCUCAGCAGGUUCUUCAGCAGGUUCCUCAUCAGAUCCCUCAACAGAUUCCUCAACAGAUCCCUCAACAGAUUCCUCAUCAGAUCCCUCAACAGAUUCCUCAGCAGUUACCUAAGCAGUUGCCUCAAGAGCAGCUACCUAAGCAGUUGCCUCAACAGCAGCUACCCAAGCAGUUGCCUCAACAGCAGCUACCCAAGCAGUUGCCUCAACAGCAGCUACCUAACAAUGUAGCUAGACAUGCUCCCAGGUUAAGUUCGCGUAGUCACACCAUCCAGGGAGAUUCCGGCUACGAUAAUCGUCCCCUGCAGAAUCGUGUGAUGUCACAGCAAACUCUUAACUCCAGCAUUGUCAGCAGCAAGAACAGCACCACCGUUCAGAAACAGCAAAAGGAGCAGCACAUCAAUGAGCUGCGUCGCAAGAGUCUGGGCAAUGUCCUGGAGAGCAGCCAGAGAAGUACCUACUUUGAACAGGAGUACAAAUCGUCGGCACCGCCCGAUACGCCGGAUAUAGUUAAAUCUUCGCUGCCCAAGGAGGAUGCACCGCUGCUGAAGAAAUUUGGUCCACCACAACGUCAUCACUACAUGCCCAAUUCGUAUCAGAGUCCGCAGCUAAAUAAGCCGGGAAAUAGCAGUGCCAGUAGCAGUAGCACCACCACCACAAUAAGCAGCACCACAGUGGUGCAACAGCAACAUCAGCAUCAGCAAAUCAAGCCGAGCAUUGUGGAAACCCCGGCGACACCACAGCCACAUGUACCCCCCGAGGAUGAGAUACCGCACAACAUAGUGUUCAACAAUGUGAGCGCCUUUACCUCGAUGAGCAGGAGGAAUCACGAGGAGGAUUCGCACCAGGGAACACAAUCGGGAUCGCGGGUGAAUCGGCUGAGCAAGUGCGAUUCGUGGAACCAAAUCUGCCAGCUGCAACAGACGGCGGGUCCCAGUCCGGCGAAAUACAAUCAACCCGGAUCUCCCGGCGAACUGAGACGCUCCAAGUCCGGCCACUCGCUGGCUGUGCCGAAGCUCUACGAGGCGGGCAUCGACAAGGCCCAAGUCAGUGAGAAACAGCGAACGGUGGCUGCCUACUUCUCGGGUCAAAAGUCACCAACUGAGGUCACCACGGUGACCUCAACGACAUCGAGUCGAAAAUCGGCCAUCAAUCGCACCAAAACGAGUGAAAAACUCUCGGCGGCAGCUCGAAAAUCGCUUAGCUCGCUGACGACAUCGAAUGGUAAUGUUUCCACCGCCGGUCUGGGCUUAAUCCGUGCUGGUGGUGCACCCAUGAUGGGUGGUGGCCUCAGUCGCAGCGCCACCAUGCCGCAUAUCGCGAAUCUCAACCUGCUGGACGAGAGCAAUGUGGAGGAUGCCUUCGAGCAGCUAAUGAUGGCCCAGCACAAGAGCUCCUCCACCAGCGAACAGCGAACGGAAAGCAAGUCCAAGGAUGGCGGUGCCACUGUGACCACAACAACAACAAAGGUUACCACACGCACUGUCAGCGGUAGUGCUGCCUCUAAGAACAUCUCGCCCUUGGCCAAAUUUAAGCAGCUGGACAAGCAGGCAGCCGCCCAGCAGGCGCAAAAAUCAUCUCCAACAACAAGCACACCCACGACCCCCGGUGGUUCGGCACAACCGUUGUUCAAAUUUACCGAUCCGGCAUUAAAUGCGCGCGCCGCCACUGUCAAGGAUCAACUUCUACAGUGGUGUCAGCAUAAAACGCAGGAAUAUGAGAACGUCCAAAUAAGCAACUUUAGCUCGAGCUGGUCAGACGGCUUGGCCUUUUGUGCGCUGAUACACCAUUUCUUGCCAGAUGCAUUUGACUACACCACACUAACCAAGCAGACGAGACGACACAAUUUCGAGCUGGCCUUCAGCGUUGCUGAUGAGAAGGCUGGCAUUGCACCACUGUUGGAUGUGGAGGAUAUGGUGGAGAUGAGUCGCCCCGAUUGGAAGUGCGUCUUUGUCUACGUGCAGAGCAUAUAUCGCCGAUUCCGGAACUGUCAGUGAAUCCAUCGAAAGCAGUGACAGCAUCAGAAGCAACAGCAGCAGCAGCAGCAGCUGAAUAGUCCAAAUCCAGAUCCAAAUCCAAGUCAACUCUCAACAGCAACAGCAGCGACUCAUUAAAUUUUAAGUUUACACCACAUAUCCUCUUUGGCAUUUUGUGUUAACACACGCCACAUAGUACACCCCCUUAUGUAUCCCAUAAACCAAGAUCCUACGUCAUCCUGCGAAUAUCUAACUGUGUAAUCGGCAUAUGUAUAUUCUUUAACUGAAGCGCAAAGGGCUCGUCGAUUGUGAACAGCCGACUCUUUGUACGUUUUUUGUGUUUGUUUUACCCAUUUUUUACUAUUAUUACGAUUACGCAUUAUUAUUUGUUAUCGAACUUGAAGCAGAAACUAUGCAAUAAUUGUUGAUUUAUAUAUUUUUUUGUCAUAAUUUUAAUUGUGAAGAAAUGAAGCAGUGCAGUUACUAACCCUGCUGGCGGUCAUCGACAAUUGAUAAAGUAUUUAAGAUACGUCUCGAUGCCGUCGCUCACAUUGAUGAAUUACUGUAAUAAUAAACAUAUAUUAUAUGUACGUACGUGUAACGAGAACGAAAUAUUUACUAACCAAUGGCAUUGAAAAGGCCGCAAAGAAAUAAAAAAAAGCAAAUGAAACCCAA